Pecten maximus is the source of this 1729-nucleotide messenger RNA. RefSeq names its product probable flavin-containing monoamine oxidase A. Gene Ontology annotation, molecular function: oxidoreductase activity. The record is from RefSeq and is a predicted model, not a curated record. NCBI's taxonomy places the organism in Eukaryota, Metazoa, Mollusca, Bivalvia, Pectinida, Pectinidae.
ACUCGUGAUACACAUAAUGCUUCAAGGUUCAAUAUUUUUUAUAGUAGAAUCUUGUUCUAUAUUUCUUCACCGAUUUUGCGGAUGGAGAAACAUGUAGAUGUGGCCAUUGUUGGCGGAGGGAUAUCUGGUUUAUCUGCGGCAUAUCACCUCUACAAAAAGGACCCGUCAUUGGAAGUAUGUGUUCUGGAGGCGAAAGAUCGGGUAGGCGGACGAACACUGACCCUGCCUCUCCAGGGUAAAGACGGCACAGACUACUGGGACCUGGGCGGACAGUGGGUGUCCAGAUCGCAGAAAGACAUCAUGAAUUUGUUGAAGGAACUCGAACUGGAAACCUACCCACAGUUCACCACGGGGACAAAGGUUAUGCAGGUUGAGAGUGCACAGGUCAAAAGCUACAAGUCCGAUAUCCCGUCACUUUCACUCAUCGCCCUUAUUGACCUACAAUUCUUCAUUAUGAAGGUAGAGAGACUCCAAAAGGAGAUCGACCACAGAGACCCGUAUAAUUGCAGUAGAGGCGAGGAAUGGGACACCAAAAGUUUAGAGACCUUCCUGAAGGAAUCAUUAUGGACGCAUGGUGCUUACGAGACAAUUGCGGCCGCCAUUCGUACGACCGUUACCAUGGAACCGUCUCAGAUGUCGACGCUUUACUUCCUCAGUUUGGUGGCAUCAGCUGGCGGCCUAAUGACCCUUGUUGAGGCAAACGAAGAUGCCGCUCAGGGUUUGAAGGUCAAGGGUGGAACCCAGCAGAUUUCAAAGAUUUUAGCGGAGAAAGUCGGCACAGAAAAUGUGUUGUUAGAUCAUCCUGUUGAGGCGGUCAUACAGAGUGAGCGAUGUGUUCAACUUAAAUGCAAGAACGGACUGACAGUGUGUUGUAAGCGAGCAGUGAUGGCCGUGCCUCCAAUGCUUACAAGGAGAAUACAUUUCGAGCCGCAGUUGUCAAUGGAGCGGCGAGAGAUAGAGAAGUGGAUGCCUUUCGGAAACUAUAUUAAAGUUAUUACAACGUAUACGAAGGCGUUUUGGAGGUCUAAUGGUCAGUCAGGAGAGGCCGUUACGUAUGGCGGGCCCAGUGACGUAACCGGAUGUGACGUAGGCCCACUUUCUAUUGUGUUCGAUGCCACAUCUCCCAGAGGAAGUCCUGCGCUUGUGUCAUUUUUGUCAGGAGAUCAGGCGAUACAAUGGGGGAGACAGGAUGCUAAGGUGAGACAAACAGCAGUACUGAAGUCGUUGACAUGGUUUUUCGGCCCGGAAGCGGAAAACUGUCUCGAUUACUUUGAGAAGGACUGGAGCAAAGAGCUGUAUAUUGAGGGGAUUGUGGCAGCAGUUAGUACCGGAGCAAUGAGGAACUUCGCUUCCGGUCUCCGUGAGCCGCAAGGGAGAUUACAUUUUGCCGGGUCUGAGAGCGCUACCGAAUGGGACGGAUAUAUGUCUGGGGGAGUACAGGCUGGUGUCCGAGCAGCCACUGAAGUCUUGUAUCAUCUCCGGCCUGGCGCUGUCUCCAGUACGGAACUGUCUGGGACCGCCUACAGCCAUUCAUACAAACCACCAAGACAUCUAAGAAGAAAAAAUGAACAAUCUUACUUGACCCGAACUUUGACCUUAACACUUUUUGUGGGCGUGGUAGCGCUGUUAUACCGGAUGUUUGUUUCCGGAAGCUAGUGAAUGACCACUAUCAAUUACCAAUACUUCCGUAUUAAGUAACUCGAGGGAGAUGUAGGCAAUAUGUUCUGAA